UGUCAACUUCCUGUCAUCCAGGCUUGUCGGUUCAAACGGAUCAGUACUGUUUGCGGUAACCCGGGAGUCCCGAACCGCCCUGGUGGAGCGGCCGUUAUCCGACGGUUGGACCGGGAGAGGGAGACGCUUCCGACGAUGAAACGUUGUUUCCGUCGCUGUCCGGGACUUCCGGUUCUCCUCACAGCGAAGCUCGGCGGAGUUUAGGAUGGAGUCCAGCAGCCUGCUCGGCGACUGCCUGUCUCCAGAGUCAACGGUGACCUCCCUGCUGUCGAGCUCAGGCCACCUGAGGAGCAGCCUGCGGCCUCCUGAACACAACACCACCUUCAGAUACAGAGACAAGAACUACGAUUCGGCCUCGGCGGCGCUGGACGCCUACAUCGCAGACUUUGAUCGCAGCUGUCAGAAGUGCAGGUCGUUAACUGGAUCUCUGGUUCUGCCACGCGGCGAGCCGUCCACCCCGAGGAAACCCAGCGUGGGCGCGCUCAGAAACAGAGAUGUCCUCAGGGAGCGUCUGAGCGACAGGGAGCUGGACUUCCUCAACCUGCCGGUCAGCUCGCUCCGUCACCGUCUGAACCGCGACCGGCUGUCCAUGACGACAGACGAGCUGCUGACCAUCCCGUACGACGGCUCCAUGCCUGUCACCCACACGUCGGCCAUCAUCCGAGGCGUCUUGUCCCGGUCAGGCGCUCCUGAACUUUUCCCAUCCUCCACCGGCCCGGCGCACAGAGCUGGAGACGGGCUCAGCAGCGGCCACGUUCCCCGUCAGCACUUAGACCUCGACCCAAAGCCUCUGAAGCAGAACCUGCUUCCUACCAGGAGCUCCAGGUGCAGAGGAAAACCCAAGAUGGACAGAUUUAACGCUCCUGCUGACGCGUCUUCUUCCGCACACAGAGCCACGGAUCUCCACCUCCCCCGCUGGCUGACCAGUAACAAGGCCCGCAUGGACUGUUCUGAGAUCAGCAGCCUGCCUGACCUGAAGUACCCGGCCUGGGUGCGGCGCUGCGACGUUGGCGAGCCGGAGCUGUGGGACGAGCGCGGCGCUGCUCCGCCUGGAGCUCCCAGAGUUAAAGCUCCAUCCUGGGUAUCGGACCUGGAGAGGGACGAGGAGCUGAAGCCGGCGGCGCCACAGGUCGGAGGUGAGCAGACGCUGCGGGAUCUGCGGCUCCAGCUGGCCGAGCAGAUUUCUGCGCUCUCUGGAGAAGGAAGAGGCUCCGACAGCCUGACGGCUUUGUUCAGAGACAACAGGAUCGAGGCUCUGAUCCAGAAGGCCGAUCAGCUGCUGGACUCCCUGAGUUCUGGAGGAGGUAAAGUGAGUCCUGUCAGCACGGAGGACCUGCUGCUGCCGCCGCCGUCACGCCGGGCCUCCGUCACGCUAGACUCUGGAGCAGCGGAGCUGGAAGCUGACCGGACCCACCAGAACCUGGAGGUUCUGGACUACGGCUUCCGCUGCGACGCCGCCUGGAAGCAGCCCGGCCCGGUGGAGGCGCUGAAGCAGAUGCUGUUCAGGCUUCAGGCCGUGGAGGCGGAGCUCCAGAAACGGCGAGCAGGCGGUCCGAGGACGCCGGAGAAACAGGGCGCUGACGGGGAAGCAGAGCUGCAGAGUUUUCCAGGCAGUCCGUCACUACAGAGAGCUCUGCAGCAUCUGAGCCGCCUGAAGCUGCUGGUGGAGGAGCUGGGACGGAGGAGCCGAGCCGAGGAGGAAGACGAAGGACGCUUCUCCUCCUCGUCUGCAGACAGACUCCCCGGCUGCCAGCAGGAGCCCGUCUGAAGCGACGGGGGACGAUGGCGCUGUCAGAGCAGAACCUGCGGGUCAGCGGCCCGGUUCUGAACGCCUCGGGCUGAGAAAGAGAGCAGAAAACUGUUUUUGUGUUUCAGGACAUCUGAAGGUUUAUUAAAGGAAAUGUUUGACGGCGGGACUGUGGCGAGACGGCAGGUUUAUCUACAGGUCUGGUUCUGACAGCCCCGACCCAACAGAACCAGACGGUCAGAACCAGACGACCAGAACCAGACCGUCAGAACCAGACGGUCAGAACCAGACGGUCAGAACCAGACGACCAGAACCAGACGGCCAGAACCAGACGGCCAGAACCAGACGGUCAGAACCAGACGACCAGAACCAGACGGUCAGAACCAGACGGUCAGAACCAAACCGUCAGAACCAGACCGUCAGAACCAGACCGUCAGAACCAGACAGUCAGAACCAGACCGUCAGAACCAGACGCCGAUCAGGCCGUCGCUCCCGGCCGACACCAGCGCCCGCCCCUCGUGGUCAAACGUCACGCUCUGCACGCUCCCCUCGUGUCCCGUCAGGCUGCUCACGCCGCACGAGUCCACCGCCACCAGCCGCACCGAGCCGUCGCCGCCGGCCACCGCCAGCAGCUUCCCCGAUUGGCUGAAGGCCAGCUGGUUGGCGGCGGGCGGCCCGGCCUCCGCGGCGGCCGUGGGCGACGCCGGCUUCCUCGCGUCCCACAGGUGGACGACGCCCCGGGAGUCGCAGGACGCCACGGCGUGGGGCGCGGGGCUGAAGGCGGCGUGGUUGCAGGGGUGGCGGUGUCCGCGGAAGGUGGCGGCGGCCACGCCCAGCCUGGCGUCCCACAGGACGAGGGUCUUAUCCGCCGAGCAGGUGAGGAGGAGGUGUGAGGCGGGCAGGAAGGCGACGCUGUUGACGGAGGCGGCGUGGCGACGCAGCGUGAGGCCGCAGCGCCCGCUGGCCACGUCCCACAGCUUGGCGGUCCGGUCGGCGGAGCAGGACGCCAGGAGGUGUCCGCAGGAAUGGAACCAGCAACCCCAGGUGGGCUGGCUGUGGCCGCGCAGCGUCGACACGCAGCGGCCGCGAGACAGAUCCCAGAGCCGGACCUGCAGGACACACCAGAACCCGCUGUUAGCCGAGACGAUGGUGCCGGGUUCCCAGAACCAAACCUGGAGCUAAACCUGCAGAGGGAACCAGAACUUUGGGUUAAUUAGCCGUCCUCUGAUGUUACUGCUGCGUUAACGGGUCGGUGGUGACCGUGUCCUACAUCAGCUGUAAAUCCACUAAAAUCAUCUAACAGCUCGUUUCUCGUCUCUUGGUUCUAUGGUUUUCCAUGAAAAUCCUGGUUUUAAUGUUUAAUUCUGAGUCUGUUUCAGUGGGAUAAUGAAUUAAAGGUUGUUACCUGA
This is a messenger RNA of Fundulus heteroclitus (mummichog), 3156 nucleotides long. RefSeq names its product chromosome 8 C18orf54 homolog (gene c8h18orf54). The transcript has 15 exons. The record is from RefSeq and is a predicted model, not a curated record. Bases 206 to 1768 code for a protein of 520 amino acids. NCBI's taxonomy places the organism in Eukaryota, Metazoa, Chordata, Actinopteri, Cyprinodontiformes, Fundulidae.